AUGCCACAAUCAUUUACGUCUAUUGCUAAAGUCGGAGAAUACAUUUUAAAGAGUCCAGCUCUAGCUAAGAUCUGUGUCCCAGUUGCUAAACAAUAUGUUAAUUUAGCAGGUUAUAGAAAAUUAGGACUUACAUACAACGAUUUAAUUGCUGAGGAGAACCCUGUAGUGCAGACUGCUUUAUCUAGACUGCCUGAAGAUGAAGCCUAUGCUAGAAACUAUAGAAUAAUCAGAGCACACCAAUCUGAAUUAACUCAUCAUCUAUUACCUAAGAAUGAAUGGGUUAAAGCUCAAGAUGAUGUUCCAUAUUUAUUACCAUACAUCUUAGAGGCAGAAGCUGAAGCAUUAGAGAAGGCUGAAUUGGAUAAUUUGGAAAUUAUCAAGAAAUAA
This is a messenger RNA of Maudiozyma saulgeensis, 387 nucleotides long. Lineage: Eukaryota; Fungi; Ascomycota; Saccharomycetes; Saccharomycetales; Saccharomycetaceae. The record is from the annotation of a GenBank genome assembly.